UGGCAUAGAUUAUCUACCUACUGUAUUUGUGGCUUUGUGCAUGUUUUGUGGGUUAAGUUAAAUAACUAGGCUGAGGAAGUUUUACUUGGUUUUACUUUCUUUAAAUUAAUCCAAGUCCAGUUCCAAUUUUCCAAUAAAGAGUGGUGUGCCUGCUACAUAUUAAAUAGAGAAAGAAUUUCAAUAUCAGUGUUUACACUGAUUAUUUUACACAUUUAAAAUGGUGGAUCCAUUAGCUCAUAUUGAAUUCAGUGCUACUACUGCUCGCUACACAAUGAAGGAUGAUAACCCACCUCUCGGCUCCCCUGCGUUGGAGAGGGAUAAACGGACUAUAUACUGGACGAGUGGUGUUUUGGAUUGUUUUUCGACUGUUUGGUCCCUCUUUAAGACUGGGAAAUAUGAAGAAUCUCAAGAAGAUGAUUGGGAGGUUCCCUUUGAACUUAUCACAGAUAUGGUAUAUUUGGGCUCUGGAGCUCAAGGCGUGGUUUUUGGAGGUUCCUUCAAAGGUGAAAUGGUAGCUGUCAAAAAGUUAAGAGAUAAAAGUGAGCCAAACAUAAAUCACCUCAGGAAAUUAAAUCAUGAAAACAUAGUUCGAUUCCGUGGUGUUUGCACUGGUUCUCAAUUUCAUUGCCUCGUUAUGGAGUACUGCCAAUAUGGACCUCUCUUCGAUUUUAUCCAUAGUGGAGUUUCAUUCAAUCCAAAGCAGAUAGUUCGUUGGGCCAGGGAUAUUGCUCUAGGCAUGAGUUACCUCCACACACAUAAGAUUAUACACAGAGAUCUUAAAAGCCCUAAUGUUCUAAUUGCUGAUAACCUUGUAGUCAAAGUGAGCGACUUUGGUACAAGUCGAGAAUGGAAUGAUGUCAGUGCUAUUAUGAGCUUUACUGGCACUGUUGCAUGGAUGGCUCCAGAAGUAAUCCGCCAUGAGCCAUGCUCGGAAAGAGUUGAUGUGUGGUCUUAUGGAGUGGUACUAUGGGAGCUUCUUACUCAGGAAGUCCCAUACAAGAAUCUAGAAACACAUGCUAUAAUGUGGGGAGUGGGAACUGACACCAUUGCACUACCUGUGCCAUCAACGUGCCCAAGUAGCAUACAACUAUUGCUAAAUCAAUGCUGGAAUCGAGUACCUCGCAACAGACCACCUUUUAAGAUCAUCGCAGCACAUUUAGAGAUGGCAGGUGAAGAUCUUUGCUCCUUGGACCAAGAAACUUUCAAUAUAACACAAGCUCUAUGGCGCCAGGAGGCGCAUAGCUGCAUGGAGAGACUUUACGCUAAGAGUGAUAAGCCUGUACCAACUGCACAGCGUCGAGAAGAUUUGAAUCAUGCCCGCGACGUGCGCUACGUGUACGAACAACAGCUCACUCGCGCCAACGAGCUCUACAUGGAAGUAUGUGCUGUACGUUUGCAGCUUGAACAACGAGAACGAAUCAUUGCUGAGAAAGAGAUGGCUCUGAGUAAUUGCCGCUGUGGAAUCCGGAAAAACUUUAAACACUUUCACCGUCAGACGUCUUCAUCCUCGGACGGCGUGAAAGGAGCGAUGGCUAUCGUCACUGAAAACAUUGUACGCCGUCGGAAGAAGAAACACGGUAUCAACAAUUCUGCUCAGCUAUUAGUGAAUGAUGAAGAUAAACCAAAUGAAACCCAAACAGCCAUCGCGGCAUCGGAUGAUUGUGUAGCUUGCGUCUGCAACGAUGAGAGCAUCCAAAACAACAAUGUGACAACCCUCACGACAUUUAAAGACACCAUUGUCGAAGACAAUGGAAACAUAAUCGUCAAGGAUACCGGAUGCAACAAUGAAAUUUCCGUCAAUGAUAACUAUAUUCCAGACCUCGCUCAUGUUUAGGUUUAGUUGAAAUUAGAGAAUUUUAAAAAAUGUACUUAUGAUUAAUCUAUUUAAGAUAUAUGAGAAUUUCUUUAAUGUUUUUACAAAUACAAUUAAUUACCUAUUUGAUUAAUGAUUUGGUAGGUAUAUUGGACGAGAUUUAUUAGAAGCUUUUUUUGUAAUUAUUAUUUGAAAGGAAAAUUAGUAAUUUUAAGUAUACUUUUAGGACAUUAAUGAUCUCUUAUAAUUUUAUUCUUUGGUUGACUCCCCCAAUAAAGGAUCUCAUUUCCUGAUCUGUAUUACUGUUGUGUGUAUGUAAUUAGAAUUAUAAGUUUCACUAUGUGUAUUUGACUAGAAUCAGGCGGUCUUUACAUACUGAUACUAGAUGACAUGUUUUUUAAAAAAAAAAAAAGAAUAUUAGCCAUGCUAGUCAUAACUAAUACUCCCCUUUCCCCUCCAAUUAAGCGUAAAGCUUGUGCCAGGAGUGGGUGCGACAAUAGUGCAACGGGUGGGGUUUGAUGUGCGUAGUUCCAGCGGAAUAAUGUCAAAUGAUAAUAAUUAUUGCGUACGAUCUGAGAAAGGACUCGCCAUAUUUGCUCUAUUAACUGGCAUGUCGAAAGUAUGGUUUAGUGUAGCAAAGGAUAUACUUAGCUGCAACACGUCAGAUUUAUAACUACAGGAGCAGAAAUGGGCUCGACCGUAGCAAAAGCUAGUGUUAUGCCUGGGGACUAGUAUGUCCGACGUUGGGAUCUUGUAUAUAUUAUAUAGUGCUCUGUAAUUAAAACCUUGCGAAAUUCAGGCUCAUACUUAAUAAUAGAGUAUUUUAUUACAAAUUUUUUAUUACUUUAUUAUAAACUAGGAUAAAAAUAAUGACGUAAACUGAAAAAACUAAUUAAAUCGAUCAAAUAACAAAAAAGUUAUAACCAUUUAAAUAUUUCAGAUUAGACAGAGAUAGCGAUAUAGCAUUUUGACGUCACUCCGUGCUAAUGUCAUGGUAGCUUCGUGCAGUUUCAUACAAAUUUUCGUUUUGCGACAAAGGGAUAGAAGACCCUCCCACUCCAAAAUUAAAAUGCCUGUGACUUUGUAAAUCUUUGUUGGAUUUUAAUAUUUUUUUCAGCGUACGUCAUUAUUUUUAUCCUAGUUUAUAAUAAAAUAAUAAUAUUUAUCAAAUUCAAAAGUAGGAAAAUACCCAACUGAAGACACCUAGUAUCAGUUUGUGGAGACAGUCACAAGUUAAUCUAAGGGUAAUGUUUGCAGCUACCUAGUUAUCAUAAGUAGUAUUGGAAGAUUUAAAGCAAGGGCUUAAGUUACGAUUGAAAAAAAUAGUGGUAAAUUAUUUUGACGAUUCAAAA
This is a messenger RNA of Maniola jurtina (meadow brown), 3165 nucleotides long. RefSeq names its product mitogen-activated protein kinase kinase kinase 12-like. Gene Ontology annotation, molecular function: ATP binding; JUN kinase kinase kinase activity. NCBI's taxonomy places the organism in Eukaryota, Metazoa, Arthropoda, Insecta, Lepidoptera, Nymphalidae. The transcript has 7 exons. The record is from RefSeq and is a predicted model, not a curated record. Gene Ontology annotation, biological process: protein phosphorylation. Bases 218 to 1834 code for a protein of 538 amino acids.